CUUUAUUUUCAUUCAUUGAGAAAGAAACGUCGAAAGUCGAAACGCUAAACAGAUGGAAAAAACUUGGAAAAUAUUAACAACAACAUUGAAUACGGCUUCACAAGAUAAAUAAUAACAAGUGUGGGCAUAAAUUGUAUCAAGAUACCAAAAAUAUUAUUGUAUUGAGUCUUGAGUGCGAAAUUAUUUGUGGCUCUUUGUGAGACCGUGUGAAACAAAUUGGUUUUUAUAUUACACAAGAGUAAAAUAUGGAAUCUUUAUCGAAGCAGGAAUUGAUAUCGACCAUUACUAAACAAGCUGAUCAAAUCAAGCGUUAUGAAGGACGUUUGAGAGAUGUGGUUGCUGCAUAUAAAGGUCUCAUCAAAGAGAAGGAAGCCUUGGAGAUCAGUUUAAAAGCCUUGAAUAAAACUGAAAGUCCUGUUGAGGGGGGAGGUGAAGAAAGCCGAGAUGAGUCGGUUUCCGCUCUUAUGCUGUCCCUCUCCACUUUGACAGCUGAGAAGUCACGAAUGGAAGAGGCAUUUCAAGCUGACAAGAAACUUACAAGAGAUAAGUAUGAAAAUCAGAUAGCCGCAAUGAGAGAGGAAACAAGAACAUUGGUUCAGCAGCAUAUAGCUGAGGUCAACAACUUGAAGGCGAAGGUUGCGUAUGAGAUACAGGAGAGGGAGAAGGAGAGAGCUGAUCAUCAGGUUAUGAUGAAAGAACUGCACCUGAAGUUGAAUAGUGAGAGAAAAACAAAAGAGAAGCUAGAAGAUAAAGUGGUGCACUCCAGUGAAGCUCAAGCAUCUACAGCGGAGCUAGAGAAGCGUGUCCGUGACCUGAGCAACUCGCUCGCGGCGGCCGAGCGUCGCCUGCAGCGCGCCGAGGGCCGCGGCAGCGAGACGCCCGCCAUGCUCGUGCGUCUGCAGCAGAAACUAGCGCUGCUCUCACAGUCACACUGCGUCGCUAUACGAGAGGAGCAAAUAAAAGCGAAACGCGCAGAAGAGUCAGCUCGCAAGAUAUGUGCCCGACAAGAGGAACGAGUAGCUUUGUUGGAGAGUAAGAUAGCAGAACUAUCGGAGACGGUGGGACAGUACGACCUGAGACGCCGCCGCGAUCAGCAACUUAUACAACAGCUUAAAGAUAAUGUUAAUGGAAAAAUCUUGGAGAAAAUCGCUGCUAAUAAAGAUUUUGAAGAAGCAGCAGAAACAACAUCCAAAAGCGAGACGGACAACGAAAAGCUAGCCGACAGCGAAUACUUACAAACGCUCAUAGACAAGAUACACAUUUUGAAAAAAGAACUCAUCGCAGAAAACGACAAACUCGGCAGUCCCAUAGACAUUUCCACAGUUUUUAAAGUCCAAGGAUAUGAAAAUGUGCAUUUGAAAUGCAAAGAGGAGUAUGAAAGCUUGAAGGUUGAAUUUGAUUUGUAUAAACAACAAAUGAAAGUGAGAGAUGCAGGGAGUGAGACUGAUGAUGUAGGGGAGUUGAAGGGUGAAAUAGCUCUCCUGAAGGAAAAAGUGGAGACUUAUAAAAUAUUGCUGGAUGAAGAGAAACAGGAUAAAUUGGAUACUUUGAAGUUGUAUGAAGAGAAACUAAAAAACGAGCAAGACUACCAGAAAGAGAUAGUCUCCGACUUGAAGACCCGCAUCCUCAGCUUGGAGAAGCAAGUGCAGACACAACGCGACCGCUACGCCGCACUACUGGACGAAACAGAUAACUAUAUUAGAGCAAGGAAUGAGAGGUCACGGAGGGUUAGCGCUGAAGAUACGCAUUUUAAAGAUGGGAUGCUUACGGACGUAACAGCACCGCCGCAUAUGCUCCACUAUGCGCACGAGUUAGCUCGCAAAGACCUCGACAUAUCGCAACUCAGGAAAGAAAAACAUAUUAUGGAGGGACAGUUCAGAGACUGCCAACGAGAAGCGACUAUAGAAAAAGAGCGCUUCAAGGAAGUAAUAAGGACAUUGAAAGAGGAAAUUGACAGGUUACGCCGCAUCCAAUCCCGUGAAGGCGCAAAUCUAGAAUAUCUAAAAAACGUAGUGAUGGCAUACCUUAUGUCGACAGACUACGCCGGCAGAAAGCAUAUGUUAAACGCAAUAGCAGCCGUCCUGCACUUCACUACGACUGAGAAAAAUAUGGUCUCAAAUAAUCUAUGAGGUUUCGAGCAUUUUUUGUUGAAGUUUAUGUGCGCUAAUUUUGUUAAAGUUCAUCCGGAACGCAGUUAUUUGUAGGUUUGCGUUUGAAGAUUAAUGUAUGCUAUGCAGUAACGGAUUUAUAUUUUUAAUGAGCGUAGGCUACUUUACUUCCGCCCCCCAUAUACAAACCUUACAAAUAAUAAUCUUCCAUAUUUGUAGUAAAAGGGGACUGAUGCUAUGUUACGGUACUUCGUAAACAAGGACUGCUUUUAGGAGAGAAAGUAGAAAAUCGUUAUUUAUUAUUUGUUUGUCUAAAUUAUUUUACCGUGGUAACAAAAAACUGCGUUGUGAAUGCAGCAAACCGACGCAAAUCUUCUGACUGUGUGAAGGGGUGUGAUCUCUUGAAAUACUUGUUUGGCAAAUUAUUUAGUGACACUCCCAUGAUCGGGAAUGUUGAUUAAAACAAGACUUUUUCCUAAAAUUUAAAUGAGGCGCUACUGGCACUAAUGCCCGGUUGUUCGUACGUUACGGUAAAGUUAAAGUUAAAAUUUGACCGAUGUCAAUUUUGAUCACGGUAAAUUUGACGAUUUUUGAAUUUAAACCCUGUUAAUUUUACUGUAACUAGAAUUUAACCAUAACCUUGACGUAACUGAGCUUCGAACAACCGGGCCUAAAACGUAAGAGCGUCGUCGUUAUCGAAGCUAUUUUUAUUCUCUUUAUUUUUAAUAAUAAUAAUUUGUAUAGCAUGUAGAUAUAUUUUGUGAAUUUUGCGCGAGUUCAACUCGCACUUAGCAUUAUUUUCUUAUUUUUGAAGUCACUUGAAGUAUAUAAAAGCUCAUGCAGUUAUUUAGAUUCUUGAAGCUAUAUUUUUUCUACUAAAUUUGUUUUAUUAUGAUUUCUUAAAUCUAUUAAUACCUUAUAAAUAAAAAUAAUUUACAAAACUAUACAUAUUAAAGUAAUAAUAAGUACGAAUUAGAGUGAAGGUGAACUUCUCUAACAUACAAAGUGAAUUAAAACAAUUAUUUCGACAGUAGUAUAUUUUUCUAACACAUUUAUUAUAGCAGUAUUAUUUACAAUAUCUUUCACAAAGUCGUAAUUAUAUCAGAAAUUAUAAUUAAUAAAUACAUAAUAUGAAAAGGUAUUUAUUAAAUUAAAAAUAUAAACUGUAACUAAACUAUAUGACUAUUUAAAUUAUAUAUAUGACUAAACUAUUUGUACAAUACAAAGCAAAUUUUAUUUCUCUUACUGAAUGUAAAGAGGAAUGUAAGAUUUCAUCGUGAAAAUACCAACACAAAGUAAGCUAAUUUUUACAUUACUAUGUAUGUACUAAUAUUUAUAGCUAAUUAUCAUGAAUGUCUUGUUUAUAGUACACACAGUGUUCACAAAAGUAUAUUACGCACUGUUUGAAAUAAAUAUCGGUAGAUAUUGGCACGUUAACUGUGAUAAAUUAAAGGCCAGAACUCACCUAAGGCACGCCAUUUCACGGCAAAGUAAUUUAUAUUUAUUAGGUUAUUAAAUUAACUAAAGUAUCUUUUGAAAUUCUACUGGAAGCCGACCCCAACAUAGUUGAAAUUCUAAAGGUCAAAAUCACAUGACAAUACGUUUAAUAAUUGUAUAGAGUGUGAUGAAUAAGAAGAGUAUCUAUCUAUCUAUCUAUCUAUCUAUCUAUCUAAUGGGUUUUUUGAAAAUUUAUUCACCUCAUUCAACGAUGAAUGUAAUUCUGAUGGUAUUAUUAAGAACACUUGCUUAGCGCAAAAGCUGACGUUGGCAGGCCGACUCAUAUCAAAUGAAAAUGAGUCUUUCUACAAGAAUUGGGAUAAGAUAAUCAUGUAAUAUUAUAAUAAAAUAGGGUUCAUGUAAACACGCUAACAUUCCUGUUGUCUAUUUGUAAUAAAUAAAGUUUAUAAAUAUCUAGAAAA
Messenger RNA from Helicoverpa zea (corn earworm), 4027 nucleotides. It is a transcript of the gene GCC88, whose product is annotated as GRIP and coiled-coil domain-containing protein 1. The transcript has 12 exons. The record is from RefSeq and is a predicted model, not a curated record. Bases 246 to 2129 code for a protein of 627 amino acids. NCBI's taxonomy places the organism in Eukaryota, Metazoa, Arthropoda, Insecta, Lepidoptera, Noctuidae. Gene Ontology annotation, cellular component: Golgi apparatus.